GAAAAUGUUAAUCAAGCAAAUCAAGUAGAACAAAAUGGCGUCAGAUUUUGCAGGAAUCAAAACUUCGCGGGUCAGUCCGGCUUUCUUGCAUGGAAAUUCGACGUCGCACACAUGGCCAUUUUCAGCCAUUGCAGAGUUGAUCGACAAUGCCUAUGAUCCAGAUGUAAGUGCAUCUGAGUUAUGGAUAGAUAAAAGAAACAUAAGUAAGGUGGACUGUUUGACGUUUGUUGACAAUGGAAAUGGAAUGAACCAAGAGAAACUUUACAAAAUGUUAAGUUUUGGUUACUGUGAAAAAGUUACAGUUGGAAAUGUAAAACCCAUUGGUUAUUAUGGAAAUGGAUUUAAGUCAGGAAGUAUGCGACUUGGCUCGGAUGCAAUGGUUUUUACACGUUGUUUGACAUCAACAAGUGUGGGAUUUCUCUCGCAGACUUACCUGAAAGCUUCUAAUGCUGAGGCUGUAGUGGUACCUAUUGUAACAUGGGAUAUAACUCCAGCUGGCUUGACAAGGAAGAACAACUCAGAGAGUUUGACCAAUCUAAAGGCCAUCCUUAAAUACUCUCCUUUCAAAACAGAAAAAGAUCUGAUGGCUGAGUUAAAGACGUUAGAGAAAAUGAGGACUGGAACCAACAUAAUCGUCUUUAAUUUGAAACAAGACAAUACAGAAAAUCUGGAGCUGGAUUUUGUCUCAGAUCCCCAUGAUAUAAGAAACCCAGAAACACCAGUCAUUGAUUUAACAUCUAUAAACAGACCUAUAUAUACAGCUUCACCAGAAUACAGAAGAUCCUUAAGAGAAUACUGUUCUAUCCUGUAUUUGAAACCAAGAAUGAAAAUUGUUAUACGAGGACAGAAAGUGAAGACAAAGUUGAUAUCUAAAUCGCUCUCACAAACUGAAGUGGAUGUGUAUAAACCGACAUGGCUUAACAAACCAGUGAAGCUGAUAUUUGGAUUUACUAAUGACAAGGAACCAGAUAGUUAUGGUCUUAUGAUGUACCAUAAAAACAGACUGAUUAGAGCUUAUGAGAAAAUCGGCUGUCAAAAACAGGCAAAUGACCAUGGUGUUGGUGUGAUAGGGGUUGUAGAAGCAAACUUUCUGGACCCGAUACAUAACAAACAGGAAUUCAACAAAACAGAUAAAUACUUAGCAUUUAUGCAGAAUGCAGCAAACAAAUUAAAUGAUUACUUCUACGAGAAGACACAAUGUGAAAAUCCAAAUGCCAAAUCAAUACCUCAUACAUCGUCUCAGCUGCCUGAUUGGACAUGGGCUCAGUGUGAUAACUGCCUCAGUUGGAGACGUCUACCUACAGGGUAUAGUGAAAAACUGCCAGAUAAAUGGUACUGCUACCUCAAUCCUGAUGCACAUUUCAAUCGUUGCGACAUUCCAGAAGAACCAGAAGAUGAUGACGAGGCACUGCAAACAACAUACCGUAAAACUUACAAGAAAACUCAGGCUGAGAAAAACAGACAAGCUCGUCUUAUAGAGGAAAGGAAGUUGAAAGAAAAAGAAGAAAAUCUGAAAAGGAAAGAAGAGAUGUUGCAAAAGAAAAUGAAUGAAAUAACAAGAAAACAAACAGAACUUGAGGAGGUAUCGUCUAGUCAGGACAGAGUAGACAGUAAGCCAACAGUAGCUGAUCUAGAGCGAGCAAAGAAAUCACUAAAGAUAUACCAGGAGAAGAUGGCCAUGCAGGAGAAGACGAUAAAACAACUGGAGAUACAAAAGCAGCAGAUUGAGCACAAAUCAACAGCAAUGUUACGCAUGGCGGAAUCCCUGAGGUUAACCAAUGUGGCAAGUAAGAAUUUAGAAGAGAAAGUGAAAGACCUGACAGGUACCAGUAAUUCUACAGUGUCUUCAAGCAGUCACACACUACGUCCACCCCACAAACGAAAGAGCACCAGUAAGGAUGGAAGCAAUGAAAAAGUUGCAAAAAUCAAAACCGAAGAUGGUGGUUUUAUAACAGUGAAUGCUCCUGACGCUGGAGUUGUUGACCUUACACUAGACGAAGAGGAGAUUAGUACCCAAAUGGAGGUUGAUAGUAGUGUUCUGUCUGACAGUCCUGUAAAAUCUGACAAAGCCAAUAAAACUAAUGAUAAAAACACUGCAAAGUCUACACCAAGCAAAGGUGGUAAAGAUUCAGCAAAAGAAAACUCUGAUAGUAGUAGUGUUACUGAUAAAACCGCAACAAAAAGUAAAAAUGAUACUCCUGCUAAAACCUCGGCUAAAUCUGACAGUAAUCCAGAAACUGAUAAAACAAAGAGUAAAGACAAAGCAUCAAAAAGUCAAGUUGAAAAAACAGGAGACAAAGAAACACUGAAUGACAAUAGUGAAAGUAAACCUGAUGAAAAGGCGACAGAAAAGAGUGAUAAAGAAGGCGAUGUUGGAGAUAAGAAAGAUAGUGAAAAUACGGAAGUAAAGGAGAAAGAGAAGGAAAAGCAAUCUGGAAGUACUGAUUAUAGUGAAAUACAGGAGGAUGUUAAACCAGAUAAAGAAGAGUUAGAUAAAAACUUAAAUGAUACUAAAACUGAAGAUAAAAAGUUAGAUGAUACUAAACUUGAGGAUAAAAAGUUAGAUGAUAAUAAACUAGAGGAUAAAAAGCUAACUGAUCCUAAAACUGAGGAUAAGAAAGUAAAUGACAAUAGUGAAGAGAAGAAAGUUUUUGUGGAGAAAGGAGCGCAAACAGUUCCAACGGUGGUUAAAUUCGCAAGUCCAGAAGAGCUUGAUCUUCUAAAAUUGUGUCCAUCUGAACAGAGACAAGUUUUACUACAGAAAGCUAGAGAAUUAGAUGAGACUAAAAAAGAGUUUAGUGAAACUCAGAAAACUCUAAAAAGUUUACAGGAUAAUAUUUGGCAGCUUUUGAAGAUAAUUGUGCCAGACUUUGAUUAUGGGAACCCUGAAAAUAUUGAAAAAAUUAUUUUGGAUUUCAUACGUGUGAAUGGUGAACAAAAUGACAGUCCAUCAACCUCAGGAAAUUGAAAGUACAUGUUUUUGUUACUUUUGGGGACUAAGUAUUUGCACCUUGUCCUUUUUGUUAGUUUGUUUCAUUUCUAAUCCGGUCCAUAUCUUUGUCAUCUAUCAAGGGAAUUUUACAUUAUUUGGCAGAAACAUUGCCCAUAAUGUAAAUGAAACGAUGUGUCAUGCUCAAAACCCAAACUCUAAGCUCAAAAAUCAAAAUUGGAGGUAAACCAGGUCCAGUAAAUAACUCUGCCAUCCAUUUAGGAAUUCUGAUUUUAUUUGGCACCUGUGUUCCCCAUUACAAAAUUGUAGGUAACACACAAAAUCCUGACCCCUAGUUCAAAGGUCAAGAUCAGUAUCACAUAGACAAAAAUUUUAGGUCAUAAUUUUCUAGUCUUGACUCACUUCUUUUACCAUAGAUGUAUAUUCUAAUAACUUGAUACAAACAUUCAGCAGGACAAGACAAUUUGUUGUGUAACAGACCUUGACCCUGAACUCAAAGGUCAGACUUAGAGAUCAAAGAUUUUAGCUUAGAGAUUACUUCUUUAACUGUAAUUGACAUUUGCAAUCAAACAUUUUAUACAAGAAAAAAUAGUUUAUACCUAAUGUACUUUAUAAAAUGAUAGAAACAAAAUUCAUUGAAAUGAAUAAAAGGUGUGAGUAUUUAGCAACUAUGCUGACUUUUUGUAGUAGAUUCAUAAAUAUCCAGGUAAAACUUCAGACUAAAGAGAGUAUAUAUACAUAAUAGACAUUUGUUCAAUCCUGCAUUCGCCUAAACAGUAGUGCACUUUAUAUUGUUUUGUGAUACUUUCUUUACUUGUUUUAACCCUUACCCUGCUAAAUUGCUAUAAUGAACUUGUCCAUCUUGUAAUUUGGACAGUACCAUUAACUGUUAAAGGGAUGCUUACUAAAAAGAUACCAAUUGAAUGGCGAACAGUGCAGAUCUUGAUCAGACUACACAGAUGUGCAUGCUCAUCAGGAUCUACACUGGUCGCAAAGGCAGAAUCAGUUGUGUCCAGCAUGAUAAGGGUUAAUUUAAUUUUUAAUAGUAAAUCAAUGUUGAAAUUUCUGCAGAUUCAAAAUAAUGGUGUAAGUAGAUCAUCAUUUGAUAACACAGUACUGAAAAUUUGCAUUGAAUUUAGAGAACACGAGUAUAGAUGAUAAUUAAAAUUAUCAAAACUGUUACAUAGGAGUCAAAGGCUAUAAUUCUUAAUGAAAUUUUUUAAUGUAGAAAUGUUAGGUAAUUGUCUAUAAAUUAUGUGAACUGUGUAUAUAGACUUGCAGCCUCUUUGAUGUGAAUGCAGGCAAAUUUAGAAGUAUACUUUGAAGUUGAUUUGAGUUAUUUUUCUGUAAUUUGUUGUUGUGUUGUUUAUGUGAUAGUGUGUUAAGUUGUUUUAUGAUUAUGGGAGAUAGAAAUAUUUUAAGUGUACUGAUAACUCAGAAGUUUUUAUUACUUCCCCUUCAUGUUUAUGAUUGGCGUAGUUGCAUGCUGUAAAUACAGAAAGAAUGGUAUUUUGUGGAGAAUUCACAAGUUUUGUUGUUUUGUAAUAAGAUGAAAUCAUGUUUUUGUUUAAAAAAAGAAAAAGAAAAAAAGGAUGUCAGAUUAUAUAUUUAAAUGAUUUUAAUGGGAGAUUUUAGAACUUUAUCGCCAAUUUCAGGAUAACAAUUAAAUACAAAAAAUCUUCCAACUUUUUUCCACAGGUUUUAUAUUUUUUGUGUUCAGCUGAGAAUGGAUUGAGUAAUUUGUAUAGCAGUUCUGUAGUUAAUUGUUGUCAGGGGGACCAACAAGCAUUUUUAUCUUGUAUAUAACUUGUUUCUUAGUAAAGCAUGGAACUGUACUAUCAGGUGUGUACAUUUGUAUGUCAUUUUAAACAACAUUCAUUCAUAUUAUUUUAGUGUUUAUGUAAAUGUUUAUAGUUCUGUAGGUGUUACUGAUAGACUAACAGUGUGUUCUUUUACUGGUAUACAUGUGUCUAUGUGAGCCGUGAUCUGCGCAGGCUGGUCUGGAUCCAUGCUGGUCGCAAAACCACUAUGUUGGUUUUCUCUGGCACAGCUCAUGUAAAUUCUUUGUUAAUGAUAUCAUACUCAAUGUUUGAGUGUGCCCUUUCCAAAAUUAGGUUUUUCCAUCCUCCUUCAAGAACUGAUGUUCGUUAUUUUCCAAUAGAUUUUAAAAAAUGUGACAUUUUAAGGCAUGUUAUGACACUCAUUUAUUUGAAUUUGGGGGCUGCAUUCGAGCUUUUCAAGCUGCUACUGAAAGUUGUGAGCUCGUAAUGAAUUGUAUUAGUCAUCGAAGAUUGCAGAACUAGUGUCUAAAAAUACAUUAUCUCACCGAAAUUACUGAUUGAAUUUGCGGGUCCGCUACCUGUAUAUGAGACACCAAUUGUCUGAGUAGAAACCUCAAAUAAUGUAUGUAAAGUAUCAUAUCCAACUUUCUUCAAAUGUAUAAGAUAUGACAUGCAAGUUAUGUAUGUCCUAGCCUGUGAAGGGAUACAAGUUUCACAGUUCUAUAGAAAGAAGAAGUAAGAUGUAUGAGCCGUGCCAUGAGAAAACCAACAUAGUGGCUUUGCGACCAGCAUGGAUCCUGACCAGACUGCGCGAAUGCGCAGGCUGCUCAGGAUCCAUGCUGUUCGCUUACAGUUUCUCUAAUUACUGUAGGCUUUGAAAGCGAACAGCAUGGAUCCUGACCAGACUGCGCGGAUGCACAGGCUGGCCUGGAUCCAUGCUGAUCGCAAACCCACUAUGUUGGUUUUCUCAUGGCGUGGCUCAAUUAUUUGUUUAUAAGUGUAUAUAUUGAUCUCAAAUAUCUGUUAGGCAUUGUUAGACUUUCUUGUUAUUUGUUUAUUACGUGUAUAGAGAAAUGUUUUAAACUGGAUAGCCAUCAUUGUGAUUCGGCUACAUGUAAACAUUGCUCCCAUGCAUGGAGUCCCUGUGGCCAGCAGGUCAUCAUUGGAGAAAGAAGUCAAGUUGUCAUGUGGAAGUUUGAUGAGUUGCUCAUACCUGAUAUAAUUCCAGGAGGGGCACCUGAGGGGUUUUCCUUCAUGAUUACAGCUGGAAAGAUACCAUAUGACAUGAGCUGUGAAGUCUUAAUAAGUCAAACUCACAUGGGUCUUGGGAGGAUAAGUAUGCCAAUUUUAACAGGGUUCGCACAGGCCUUGAAAAGUCCUUGAAUUCGAUGGUAGUCCUUGAAAACUCCUUGAAAUUGACAAAAAACCAGAAAAAGUACUUGAAUUUUGAAAAAAAAACUCCUCGAAUUUGACCUUUCUCUCCUUGAAAAUAUUCUUUCCGUCACUUUGCUUUGCAAAAAGAAUUUAAGGCUUAAAAUAAAUCGGAGAAAAUGAAAAUAAAUUCGUGAAAUUGCAGGAUCGGGUCACUCGUAUGCUAUUAUAGUGGUCUACGGCCACACUUUAUCAAUAUUUACAGAGUGCUAUUUCUACUGUAUCACCGUUUGCAUGUUUCCGUUUCCGUUUUUAGGUAUGAAGGUAUUAAAUGCAUCCGCUGCUAUUUUCUAUAUAAAAUUAACAACUUAUAACAUAUUUUUAUCAAGAUUUCUAGCCUUUCACUUCCUGCGAGACUACCCUUGUCUUGAAGGUCUGUCUUUAGGCAAUCAAAAUAUACCAAAAAAAUAUGGGGUUGACCAUAAUGCAGUGAAACCAUGGUCACAUGACUGAGACACGUGAUGAAAACGUUAAUAUUGCGUAGGUAGACAUCAGGAAAUACCUACUUUCACUUUCAUUUUACAAGGCAGCUUCCAAUCAUCUUCUGAAGCAUAUAACAUAGCUUAAAAUCAUCUGCGGACAUUCCUUUUUACAAUCAAGCACAAAUAAAGCUUAUAUCUGGCAUGAAAAUGGCCUUUACUAGGCGGGAAAAUUGCACUAUAUAUUGAUAUGGACUACAUUCGAGUGGACCACGGAGGCAUAUCCGGCUAAUUGCCCCCUUCAUGCCUAUAAGAAAUACCAAAGUUUUCAAAAUCGUUCUGUUGCAGUCAAUUAUUGUACGUAAGUCAAUUGUCAACAAUUUUGCCAACUUUCAGUUUGAAAGAAUGGCUACUGUUGGAAUUAUGCCUCAUUCAGACAGACAGUCCACACCUGCAAAAAACGUGUCAGGGGCAUAGAUAAUGCCAAUUUUUCAUUAAAUAUAGUAUCAUACGGCCUUACUUAUCUUAUUUCUAUUAUUUGUUUGCAAGAAACAGCUAGAAGUACACGAAAAAUAAUCGAUUUCUGUCAUUCUUACCUAAAAUGGUGACGCUGAUGCAAAACUGAGAUGUGGGGAAUCACCUUAAAAAUCAGAAUUUUGCCUACUUUCCGAAAAAAUCUCAAAUUUGCCCAAAAUAUGCAAAUAAUAUGCCAUGUUUGUCUUAAAAUGGUGCUUACUGCUCAAUUCUGAUCAGAAAAUACCAGUUUUACAUCGGUUGAAGCAAUUUUCACGAAGUGCGAAUUUUUCAUUUUAGGUAUGAAGGUAUUAAAUGCAUCCGCUGCUAUUUUCUAUAUAAAAUUAACAACUUAUAACAUAUUUUUAUCAAGAUUUCUAGCCUUUCACUUCCUGCGAGACUACCCUUGUCUUGAAGGUCUGUCUUUAGGCAAUCAAAAUAUACCAAAAAAAUAUGGGGUUGACCAUAAUGCAGUGAAACCAUGGUCACGUGACUGAGACACGUGAUGAAAACGUUAAUAUUGCGUAGGUAGACAUCAGGAAAUACCUACUUUCACUUUCAUUUUACAAGGCAGCUUCCAAUCAUCUUCUGAAGCAUAUAACGUAGCUUAAAAUCAUCUGCGGACAUUCCUUUUUACAAUCAAGCACAAAUAAAGCUUAUAUCUGGCAUGAAAAUGGCCUUUACUAGGCGGGAAAAUUGCACUAUAUAUUGAUAUGGACUACAUUCGAGUGGACCACGGAGGCAUAUCCGGCUAAUUGCCCCCUUCAUGCCUAAAAAAGUACGGGGAAUAAUAACUCGCAAUUUUUAGCUAUUUGCGAGUGUUUCCAGUGAAUUAAAAUGAGUAAGAAAAAUAAACGUGUUUACUCAAGUAAGCGGGAGACAAAAGACGAAUAUAAGAGCAGACAGAACGAAGUGUAUUUGUACGUCGUGUGACAAAAUUUUGAGGUAUCAUUAGUAGGAGUGCGCUAAAAAAUUACAAGAAAAGCGAUAAACCUCAGCAAAAUAGUGAAUCACAUCAAUCUAAUAAUCGAAUUAUGUCAUUUCAGAGGUGUGACAAGUGAUGGUUGUUUUAUUUUUGCAUUACAUAAUAAAAGUUGUUCAGAUUAGGUCGUGGUUUUGAAAAAAAAUAGUGCUUGAAAAAUUGUAAAAAGUCCUUGAAAAGUACUUGAAUUUUGUCUCUGAUAUUCUGUAUGAACCAUGUUUAAGUCCAGGAAUUCUAAGUUGGACCCAGUGACAUGAUAUGUUUUUCUCUAAGACUUAAAGGCACAGACUGUAUCAAAGCUUCUUUGGGAUUGUAAUAUCUACUAGACUAUUUCCUUUGGGAAGUUGUUGGUUUCCGUCCAAUCCUGAAUUUUUCUUGUUGAGAAUAGAGUCAUCUUAGAUAACUUAAAAGUGUUGUAUGAAGCCAAUCACCAGGGCGAAUUGAUACUCCUAGUUUAUUUGACCAGUAUGUGUGCAGGCUGUUAAUGUCGAUAUGACAUUUUUUGGAAUGUUACUUUUACAUGUAUGAUGUGGCCUAAAUAGUUAGUGGAGCUAAUUAUUGCGAGAAAAUUGUUACAAAUUUGUUAUCACUGCAUAUCCAGGAAACAUUGCUGAUUUACCAAACACUAUGUUGAUUGUCAAAUAUACCAACUGCCACAUUGAGUGUCAGAUUUACCAGUCGCAGUGCUGAUUGUCGAUAUUACGAGCUGCUGUGAAGAUUUUCUGAAUUAAUAGGUGCCAUAUUGAUUGCAGCAGUGUUGAUUGUCAAAUUUACCAACUGCUAUCAUGUUGAUUGUUUGAAAACAGAUAAAAAAGCACAAGUUAAGAAUUAUGAUUUUGAUGCAGUUGUCUCCCUUACCUGUAUGGCAUACUGCACUACACACAAAUAUAAUGUUUUUAUUGUCUGAAAUUUACUGUAUUGGUAUGUUAAUGGUGUGUUGUUGAAUAAGAAGAUUAAUUUGUCAAAUAGUCGAAAUGCUAGUCAUUGUUGAGUUCAUGUAGCAUGUCAGUUAAUCGUUGAUAAGUUUUUGUACAGGUCUAGUAUACUGUAUUCUGUAGUAUAGCCCAGCUUCAGAUGCUGGUUCCCACCAUUAAACUAGCUCCGCAGAAGAGGUAUUUGAUUUGACCUCUGGUUUUGCAACAAGAUUUUGCUUUUGUAUACGGCCGAUAGUUAAGAAAUAUUGAGAUUGGUGUGUUUAUGUAAAUUGUUUCACCAAAUUAUAUGCAGCAGGUUUGCACUGAGGUGACAGUAUUCAUAGACAUUGCCAGAGCUGUUGAAUUUAUAUGCACAACUUUUAUUAUCAAUGACUGUUUAUCCUACCCACCUCAAAAAUUGUGACAGAGGCUCAGGCAAAGAAAAGUAAAAUGGUGGGGGUUUUAGUGGUUUAACUCUAAUGUAAAUCCAUAUGAAUGAAUUCUUUUAAGCGUAGAUGUAAUCCAUAUGAUUUUUGUAUUUUUUUAUGCCCCCGAAGGGAGGCACAUUAGUUUUCAACUGUCUGUCCGUUAGUUCGUUCGUUCUUCACAACGUUAACUUUUUGCAUGAAGGCACUUUACUCACAACCACUGCACCCAGGACCUUCAAACUUCACAUGCUGAUAGUACUUAUUGAGUGCACGACCCCUAUUGACUUUGGGGUCACCAGGUCAAAGGUCAUUGUCACCAGGUCAAAGGUCAAGGCACUGCGGGGGCAUUUGUCACCAUUAGUGACAGCUCUUGUUAUUGUAUCUAAUUAUUCUUGUUGCUGGAGAUGUCAGUUUCUAUUUUGUAUUAUACACAUGUAGUUUGCAAACAUUUCUUCAUGUUAUCCUUUCAAUAAAUGAUUUCGCUUACAAGUGAUUCCAUCCUAUGUUUGCAAGAAUAUUACUUUUUCUGCACAUGGUGUUUCUGAUAAACAUGUGUUUUUAUCUCAUAUGCAGGUGCUAUCCUAGGGCAUAAAACAGAAAGGUCUAUCAGCAUAUAGACAAAGAAGGCAGAUGGCAUUUUAGCUUUAUAUCUUCAUAAAGUACAUCGUUCAUUGUUGUGUAAACAAAACUAAUCCGCCACCUUGUAAUUUUGUGUUAAUGGAACAAAAUAUGUCUGCUUUCUAGUCUGAUGUUUUUGUGAUCUCCUUAUGACUAUUUUUUCAUGUAGUUAUGUAUGGUUUACUUUUUACAUUACAUCAGGGCUGAACCAAAAAUCUACGCAGAUUUUCGAGUAUGUGACAGUAAGAUUUUCUCUACAGUCUAUGCUUCAGAAUCGGGGAUAUAAGUCAUUUGAAAAUUGGAAAAUUGAUAUUUAAGGUAGUGAAUCUGUGAAACAAAUUCCGUUACAUAAUAUAUUCUCAGUAUGAGAUUUCAGCACUCUAGUUUAUGAACAGAAAGUCUUGUGCUGUCUUGUUGAAGAAUAGCAAAACAACAUACAAGAAUAAAUAAUCAUGAAAAAAUUACAAAUGACAUAAUGGAUCCACUACUUUUAAAGAUUUACUAAAUUUCUGUCUGAAUGAAGUCAUGGGUUUCUUUUUCUUCUGAUUUACAUAAUUUCAAUAGUUGAGUUUUGAACAUGAAACACGUGCACUUACAUAUAUUUGAUCUUACACAGACUUUGAGGACCACAAUAAUGUUUGCAGUUACAUAAAUGUAAGUGAGAUUUUAUAGUGCUUUAUAUAAUAAUUGUAGUGUUAUGUAUUUACAUAAUGGAAUUUUAUAAAUAGUUGAAGAUAGCUUAAAUGCCACAAGUUCACAUUUUUCCAAUUGAAAUGUAGAUUUUUUUUCUCAAAAUUUAUUUGAUAUUGUAUUUUAUCAAACUGGCAUAUGGUAUAAACUUGUUGAAAUAGUUUUGCUGAAUCAGGAGUAAAGCAUCUGAGGUGCUUUUAAAAAAUUUAAAAAAAAAAGAACAUUGUUCAUUGAUAUUUAAAAAUAUUGAACGUUUUUCAUUACAAAUAUACUUCUGUUAAUUCAGUGUCAAAUUUACUUGUAUAUUUAACUCCAUAUAAAAGAAGAAAUGGAGAAUUUUUAGCUCACGGGAGUCACCUGUCACAAAGUGACAAGGUGAGCUAUUGUGACCGCUUGAUGUCCGUCGUGCGUAGUGCGUUGUCUGUCAUCAGUCGUCCGUCAACAAUUUCUAAAAAAAUCUUCUUGAAAACCACUGGUCAGAAUUACACCAAACUUCACAGGAAUGAUCCUUAGGUGGCCCCCUUUCAAAAUUGUUCAAAGAAUUGAAUUCCAUGCAGAACUCUGGUUGUCAUGGCAACCAAAAGGAAAAACUUUAAAAAUCUUCUUGUCCAAAACCACAGGGCCUAAGGCUUUGAUAUCUGGUGUGUAACAUCAUCCAGUGGUCCUCUACCAAAAUUUUUCAAAUUAUCCCCCUAGGGUGAAAUAUGGCCCCGCCCAGGGGGGUCACAUGGUUUAUAUAGAAUUAUAUAGGGAAAACUUUGAAAAUCUUCUUGUACAAAACCACUUGGCCUAGGGCUUUGAUAUUUGGUGUGUAGCAUCAUCUAGUGGUCCUCUACCAAGAUUGUUCAAAUUAUCCCCCUAGGGUCAAAUAUGGCCCCACCCCAGGGGUCCCAAGUUUUACAUAGACUUAUAUAGGAAAAAAAGUUUAAAAAUCUUCUUGUCUGAAACCACAACACUUAGACCUUUGAUAUUUGGUUUGUAGCAUUGUCUUAUGGUCCUCAACCAAAAUUGUUCAAACUGUACCCCUUGGGUGAAAAGAGGCCCUGCCCUGGGGGUCCCAAGUUUUAUAUAGACUUGUAUAGGAAAAAGCUUUAAAAAUCUUCUUGUCUGAAACCAUACAACCUAGGCUUUUGAUAUUUGGUAUGGUGCAUUGUCUAGUAGUCCUCUACCAAAAGUGUUCAAAUUAUGCCCCUGGGGUUAAAAGAGGCCCCGCCCUGGGGUCACUUAGUUAUUAUGUGAGUUAUAUAGGAAAAAUACUUAAAAUCAUCUGAUCCUAUUUCCCUGACUGUUUAAUUAUAAUUACCUGAUGACCCUAAGUAAUAUGAUGUCACUUGACUGUGACCUUGACCUACUGACCAACUUUCUUGUUUUUUAAGAUACAGCCUUGAAAGGUUGAUGACAUACAAAUCGUAAAACUGAAUUUCAUUGACCAUGAAUGUGACCUACUGACUUUCUAAAUAUUUUAUGAUCAUUUUGACAUUUGAAACAUAUAGCUCAUAUUACUCAGGUGAGCGAUCCAGGGUCAUCAUGACCCUCUUGUUUUAAGUUUCAUUUCAAGAUCGAAAUAUCUUUCAUGAAGCAUUAGAUGCAGUAUUGUUGAGUAGCAUAGCCAUGAAUGAAAAUGUAAGAUCAAGUGAAAGAUAAUUUAAUAUUGCAUGUAAAUAAAACAAAAUUUCUUUUAUUUCGUGUCUUGUCAAAAGUUUGUUGUUACUUUUACCAAAUUUUACCCAUUUUAUAGUUUUUUAGACCAAUGGAUAUUUUUCACUGAGAAUUGUUAAAUAUAUUUCACUCUACAUUUCAAUAGCUAAAUGAAAAAAAUUAAGUGUUUUUUCACCUUAACAGUGGAGACAUAAGUUUUUUCUUUCUCUCUGUACCACAUAUGUAUGAGAAAAAGGCCUUCUCAGUAUUACAUAUGUCUACAUCUGUAUUUUCUAUACCCCUACAUACAAAGUAUAUGGGGAGUGUGUUGGGGUUACACAUGUCCAUUGGUACAUCUGUUCAUCAGACAAAUUCCUUUCUGCACCAUAUGUUUACCACUGGGAAGAUUUUCAUGAAACUUGCAUCAAAUAUUAAACUAAUCAGUAUGACAUGCAGAGCACACAGCCAGCUCACAAGGUUACAGUGACACUUUAAAGUCAGAGGUUAAAUAGAUUAACUUUUUUUGUCUGUUCCAUUUCUUUGUAACUUGUUUGGAGGGGUUGAGUUUGCUUUGAAAAUUCAAUAUGAUUUUUAUCUCGCCUGCGGAAAUAGGGGGAUAUUUUUUAUCCACUUCAACAAAAACCAGCAAGAAGGGUUUUGUUCACUUCGAAUUGGGAGGUGUUUUGUGCUCUUUAAAAUUUGAGUGGGAGGGAUUAUGUGUGCUAUGAAAAUUUAACAAGAGGGGUUUUUUGCUACUGUGUAAUCUGUAAAAACAGCAGAAUUUUUGUCCAUCGAAAAAGAAGAGUGGUUUUAUAUGACUCCCUGUGGAGACUAAAAAUACAGUCUAAAAGAAGCCGUAAAAUUUCAUUGGAAAAUGUGUUUGAUGGAAAGUGCCAUCAAUGGUGUACAUUGUUUAGACUUUUCAAAUAAAAUAUAUGAAAUUACCUUACAGACAAGAUGCAUAAUAUUUUACCAAAAUCAUUGUUUUGAAUAAGACUGUACAUUGUUUUCUUGUCUUUAGUCAUUGAAUUAUGUAUGAAUUUUACAUUGUGACUUUUCAUGUUAAAGCAACCCAUUUGAUAGUAGACCUGUUAUGCCAUUUCCUUCUUUCUCAUUUUCAUUUAGUACUUACAUAUUUUAAUUGUAUAUAUUAAAAUAAUGAACAACA
Messenger RNA from Mercenaria mercenaria, 13532 nucleotides. Its product is annotated as MORC family CW-type zinc finger protein 3-like. The record is from RefSeq and is a predicted model, not a curated record. Bases 35 to 2968 code for a protein of 977 amino acids. Gene Ontology annotation, cellular component: nucleus. Gene Ontology annotation, molecular function: ATP hydrolysis activity; zinc ion binding. The transcript has 17 exons. Lineage: Eukaryota; Metazoa; Mollusca; Bivalvia; Venerida; Veneridae.